GAUUUUUUUUAAAAGUCGUUGAAGAUUCUUGAAUCUUGGAAAAAUACACAUUACUUAAUACACUGGAAAAACACCAAAGAUAUUUUUACAUCGAGUAGUUCUGAGAAAUUCUUUUAUGAUAUUUUAUGUACUGCAGAAUGGCAGUCUAGCAUUGUUUCGUCCCAUAUCCAAGCUUUGGAUCUGUAACCUAAACUGUAAUAACGAAAUCAAUUGGAGCUACUGCUGGUGCAGAGUUUGAUGUUCCUAUUGCUGUGAGGAUGGAGAACAUUCUUUUUAGCCCGAGGCAUAGAUUAGAUGAGGAUGCCGAGAGAGAGCUUGGCCGAAGGCUAGAAGCCCUUUGGGAUGAACAGAAGGAGCCUUCCUUGUCUGACACCCAGAGGCUCAAUUCCUGCUUGGAGAAGAUCCCUGUGUCAAGUUUUCCUGCACCUCCUGACAAACAAGUGGUAGAGAUCAAUUCGGAUGCCAGUCUUGCUGAGGCGGUUCAAUUGCUUGCCAAACACAAGAUAUUGAGUUCACCAGUAAGGGAUAUAAAUGCACCAGAAGAUGCAACUUGGAUCGACAAGUAUAUUGGGAUUGUUGAAUUUGCGGGCAUUGCUGUGUGGUUACUUCAACAGUCGGAAGCAUUUGGAAUAAACUCAGGUUCUGAAGCUGCAAUGGGAGGUGACUUCUUUGAAAUGUUGACAUCCUCAGAAUUCUAUAGGGAGACAAAGGUCAAAGACAUAUCGGGAUCCUUCCGUUGGGCUCCAUUCCUACCUCUACAUCCAUCUGACUCAUUUUUAACAAUGCUUCUCCUGCUUUCAAAGUAUAGGAUGAAGAGUCUCCCUGUGGUUGACAUAGGCGAGGGAAAGAUUGGAAACAUUGUUACGCAGUCCGCUGUAGUGCAUAUGCUUUCUAAGUUUGUUGGACUCCCUUGGUUUGAGACCUGGGGAAACAGCACACUUUCAGAACUUGGACUUCCAGUAAUGAAACCAGAUCAAAUGGUCAAGUUGAUUGAAGAUCAACCUGUUCUCCAAGCAUUCAAAUUGAUGAGUGAAAAGCGUGUAGGAGGGCUUCCGAUUAUUGAGAAAGAAGGGAAUAAAGUUGUUGGGAACAUAAGUUUAAGGGACAUCCAGUUUCUGCUGAUGGCCCCUGAGAUAUACGAAGAGUUCAGAUCUGUCACAGCAAAGGCCUUCUGUACAGCAGUUAGAUCUCACCUCCGUUUAAAGCAAGAGGCGUCACCUCUCUUGGAAGAUGUGAUCACAUGCCAAAAGACCGACACUAUUGAAAAAGUCAUAUUGAAGUUGGAUAAUGCAAGGAUACAAAGGAUAUAUGUUGUCAAUAGUCAUGGCGAUUUAGAGGGUGUUGUAACUCUGCGAGAUAUUAUAUCAACAUUUGUUCAGGAACCUCCUGGGUAUUUUGGAGAUUUCUUCUAUCAGGUGGUGCCUUUACCUAUUAAUAGCAGCGUGUGAGAUGUAUUUGUAUAAUUUUUUGUAGAAUUGAAAACUGGGAAUAGUGUGGUUUUAAGGUUAAAUACGAAAUUUCCGUGUAAAGAUUUAUCGUUCCAUUUUGUUAGAAAUGCAGUUUAGUAAUGCUUUUCAUUGGUUACACCAAUGACUAAUUACAUGCGAAGAUCAAAUGUGUAGAACUUUUUGGUUUCUGAUUUGGUGUAUGUGUACAAAUAACUAAUAAGAGAUGCCCUGAGCUGCAUUUUUUGUUA
Messenger RNA from Cryptomeria japonica (Japanese cedar), 1696 nucleotides. RefSeq names its product SNF1-related protein kinase regulatory subunit gamma-1. The coding region runs from base 258 to 1448 and encodes 396 amino acids. The record is from RefSeq and is a predicted model, not a curated record. NCBI's taxonomy places the organism in Eukaryota, Viridiplantae, Streptophyta, Pinopsida, Cupressales, Cupressaceae. The transcript is spliced from 6 exons.